AGGGAGGGGAAGAAGGGGGGCUCCAAAGUCGGGGUUCCCCCCAACAGAGCCUUUUACGCACAAGGUUUCCUUGCUUUUACGCACCUUGUUUUCCCUUAGUAAAAAAAAGAGGGGUUAAUUUAUUCCUCCCUUUUGGGGGGCUCAACAAGCCUUGAAGCCCCUCCCUCCAAAUAGGAAGGGAGGGGGAAAAGGAGGAGGUAAAAAAGGGGGGAAACCAAGGAAAGUUGGGGAGACUCCCCCAAAACAGAAGAGGAUAGUUUGGCAGGAGUGGACUUCCCCCAAAGCCAGGAUGUUCCAGGCCUUGUACAACUGCUUCUGGUGGGAGCGGCUCUGGCUGCCGGCCAACCUGACCUGGAGCGACCUCCGGGACCAUCAUGGCCAGGUCUUCGCCAAGGCCUCCGACCUCUACUUCACCCUCCCCUUGGCCUUCCUCUUCCUCGGCGUCCGGCGCCUCUUCGAGACAUAUGUGGCCACUCCAUUAGCGAGACUUUUGAACGUCAAGGAGAAAGUCCGGUUAAAAGCCACACCGAAUCCCAUCUUAGAAAAACAUUACACUUCUUCCUGCAAACAUCCCAAACAGGCGGACAUCGAGGCCCUUUCAAAGAAAAGCGGAUGCUCCGCCCGGCAGGUCGAGCGCUGGUUCCGGCGCCGGCGCAACCAGGACCGGCCCAGUUUGCUGAAGAAGUUUCGGGAAGCCAGUUGGCGAUUCACCUUUUACCUUAUUGCUUUCAUUGCUGGCAUGGUUGUUAUAGCAGAUAAACCCUGGUUUUACGAUCUCCGGAAAGUUUGGGACGGCUAUCCUGUCCAGACCAUGUUGCCGUCCCAGUACUGGUAUUACAUGAUCGAGUUGUCCUUUUACUGGUCGCUCUUGUUCAGCAUUGCCUCGGACGUGAAGCGCAAGGACUUCAAGGAGCAAGUCAUCCACCACGUGGCCACCAUCAUCUUGAUCAGCUUUUCCUGGUGCACGAAUUACAUCCGGGCUGGGACCCUCGUCAUGGCCUUGCACGACUCUUCGGAUUACUUGCUGGAGUCAGCAAAGAUGUUUAAUUACGCCGGUUGGAAGAAUACCUGCAAUAACAUUUUCAUUGUCUUCGCGAUGGUCUUUAUCUUCACGCGGCUCAUUAUCCUUCCUUUCUGGAUCCUCCAUUGCACGAUCGUUUACCCGCUGGACCACUACCCGCCUUUCUUCGGCUACUACUUCUUCAACCUCAUGAUGCUGAUCCUGCAGUCCCUCCACAUCUUUUGGGCGUUUCUCAUUAUCCGCAUGGCCCAGAAGUUCAUAACUGGAAAGGUGGUGGAGGAUGAGCGCAGCGACCGGGACGAGACGGACAACUCCGACGAGGAAGACGAGAAGCCCGCCGCCGCCGCCGGUUCAGCCACCAAAAACGGCCCGCUGACCAACGGCCACCCCGUCUUGAACAAUAACCACCGGAAAGUUGAAUGAUGAUCCUUGGCGUUCGUUUAUAUUCCUCGGGAGGCGGUGGGGAGGCCUUCUCCCGAUGCCGACUCCCCCGCCGCCUGCCGCGAGAUGCACAAGCGGAGACCGUGUUGUUUUUGUUUUGUUUUUGAGGCCAAAACCAAAAAAGAGAGAGAGAGAGAAAAUACCCCCCCCCCCCCCAUGAACUUUCUACGAGGAGAACAUUUCUGAAUUUCCAAAUGAAGGAGUCCGUCUCGAAUCGUCAGCUUCGAGUUGGAUUCGGAAACAAAGGGGCAAAUGCCUUAUGGGACAAUUGUACGUGAUGGAAGAGAACUCCACCAUAAGACCUUUUCUCCUGAGAGCGAGACCCGGUUUCCUCCUCCUCCUCCUUCUUUCUGCCGGACUUUUGCCUUGUUCUCUUCUCUUCCUUCCUUCCCUUUCUUCCUGACCAAAUUGCCUUAAAACUAACGUCAAAUCGCCUGUCUUUUCCUCCUCUGCUGACCAAAUUAAGACCUAAGAAGCCGUAGGAAAGGAGAAGGCAUAAAAUGACAGUCGUUCUUUUAUAUACUUUGGAGAGUCCAACUUUUCAAGCCGAGGUCCCCUUCCUGUGCCAAAAGGCUUUUGAAUUCGAAGUGUAUCAGAGAGCAGUUUCCGCUCUCGAUCUUCCUCAGUGCCAGGAUUUUCACAACACACACACACACAGAUAUAUAUCACGAGGAAAGCCUUGCAACUUGGGUCCAAUUUCCGCAUUUCUCGGGGACGUAGAGGUUCACGUUCAGGACUCGGAGACGUGGCCAGAUCCUCCAUUUCCAUCUCCAAUUUUGAGUCCAAUUUCCGCAUUUCUCGAGGACGUAGAGGUUCACAUUCAGGACUCAGAGACGUAGCCAGAUCCUCCAUUUCCAUCUCACACACAUGUAGAUGUAUUACGAGGAAAGCCUUGCAACUAGGGUCCAAUUUCCGCAUUUCUCGGGGACGUAGAGGUUCACAUUCAGGACUCGGAGACGUGGCCAGAUCCUCCAUUUCCAUCUCCAAUUUUGAGUCCAAUUUCUGCAUUUCUCGGGGACGUAGAGGUUCACGUUCAGGACUCGGAGACAUAGCCAGAUCCUCCAUUUCCAUCUCUCUCACAUAUAUAUUAUGAGGAAAGCCUUGCAACUUGGGUCCAAUUUCCGCAUUUCUCGGGGACGUAGAGGUUCACGUUCAGGACUCGGAGAGGUGGCCUGAUCCUCCAUUUCCAUCUCCAAUUUUGAGUCCAAUUUCUGCAUUUCUCGGGGACAUAGAGGUUCGCAUUCAGGACUCGGAGACAUAGCCAGAUCCUCCAUUUCCAUCUCUCACACACAUAUAUGUAUUAUGAGGAAAGCCUUGCAACUUGGGUCCAAUUUCCGCAUUUCUCGGGGACGUAGAGGUUCGCAUUCAGGACUCGGAGAUGUGGCCAGAUCCUCCAUUUCCAUCUCCAAUUUUGAGUCCAAUUUCCGCAUUUCUCGGAGACGUAGAGGUUCGCAUUCAGGACUCGGAGACGUAGCCAGAUCCUCCAUUCCAUCUCACACACACAUAUAUGUAUUAUGAGGAAAGCCUUGCAACUUGAGUCCAAUUUCCGCAUUUCUCGGGGAUGUAGAGGUUCGCGUUCAGGACUCGGAGACGUGGCCAGAUCCUCCAUUUCCAUCUCCAAUUUUGAGUCCAAUUUCCGAAUUUCUCGGGGACGUAGAGGUUCAUGUUCAGGACUCGGAGACAUAGCCAGAUCCUCCAUUUCCAUCUCACACACACAUACGUGUUUUACGAGGAAAGCUUUGCAACUUGGGUCCAAUUUCUGCAUUUCUCGGGGACGUAGAGGUUCGCGUUCAGGACUCGGAGACGUGACCAGAUCCUCAAUUUCCAUCUCCAAUUUUGAGUCCAAUUUCCACAUUUCUCGGGGACAUAGAGGUUCGCGUUCAGGACUCUGAGACGUAGCCAGAUCCUCCAUUUCCAUCACACACACACAUAUAUGUAUUACAAGGAAAGCCUUGCAACUUGAGUCCAAUUUCCGCAUUUCUCGGGGAUGUAGAGGUUCGUGUUCAGGACUCUGAGACGUAGCCAGAUCCUCCAUUUCCAUCUCACACACACAUAUAUGUAUUACGAGGAAAGCUUUGCAACUUGGGUUCAGUUUCCACAUUUCUCGGGGACGUAGAGGUUCACAUUCAGGACUCGGAGAUGUAGCCAGAUCCUCUGUUUCCAACUCUUUGCAAGGAGGAAGAAAAGCCAUAGUCGGCGCCGCCAAAUCUUCAAACGGAGAAGGCCGAGUUACUCGUAACUGCACUAAAUCGGUUCCCUUUCUCUCUUUUCCUGCACAAGAAAAAAGAGCACCUGGGUAAAUUUAAAUAACACCUAUUGAUGCCUUGAUCUCAUAUAAAGUAUUUCAUAAAAUGACGGGUUGAAGUCGUAAUAUAGAAGUAUUUGAAGGUGGGCACAACGGCAAGGAAUCGGGGACGGUGUGGUUAUUUCCAAAGGUCAAGCAAGGCUGCCAUUGGUGGCGAGAGACUCGUACUUUCCCCGCAAACGGCACCAUUUCUCUUCGUAUUCACAUCCAACUAUUCCACCCAUUUCCUUUUGGGAUUCCAGUCUUUUUCCCUCCUCUUCCACUUUUCCAUUUAAUCCACCCUUUUUCUCACCUUAUUGACGACAAAACACUCAGUUUUCUGUGUAUUCCACUUGGUUUUUCUCACUCUUUGGGGAACGAAGAACAAUUAUCGGUAUUUCUCCCCCUCCUUUUAAUUUAUUAGAUAGCAUUUUUUGAGGACCAUGAUGAUUAUUUUUUUUGCAAAACCAAUAAAACUAGGGGUCCAGGCAAAACAGCAGUGGAAAUGUAUAGAAAAAUUGACUCUAAAUAGAGGAUCCAAUGGCAUUCUUUUUGUGUGUGUGUUUUUGUCUUGUUUCCAGCCCCGGGGAGGAGCGGGAGGGAGGGUUUUGCAAGGGGAAGAAAGGACCAUUCGCCCAUCUCCAGACCAAAAUUGUGUUUUUUUAAAAAAGAAAAUUUAAAUAUAUUAUUAAAAGCUAAAUAAAACUAAUAAAACUUCUGUUUAAAAAAACAA
Molecule: messenger RNA, 4479 nt
Organism: Anolis sagrei ordinatus
Lineage: Eukaryota; Metazoa; Chordata; Lepidosauria; Squamata; Anolidae
Source: RefSeq, a predicted model, not a curated record